UGAGAUGCGAGCAAAGUGGAGGAAGAAGCGUAUGCGAAGACUGAAGCGAAAGCGGAGGAAGAUGAGGGCAAGGUCCAAGUAGGAACCUUGCAAAAGACAGCGGUGCCUUUGAAGCAGCUUGGAAACCUGUUUUCUACGAAAAAUGCAGUCCGCCUUUGAAGAAAACCUCUCAUUUAGUUUCAUUAUCUCACACUCAAAUGGACUUUCACGCCUGACUUUCUUUUGAAUAGACGAGAAAUCCCUAACUCAGCGCCCUUGAGAAUUUCUGGGGGAAUUGAAAGAAACUUCAAUUUAUCUAUGGAUUACGUAUUCGUUAAUCCUUUCAACUCAAGGAUGUGGAAAUUCUUGUCAUUUGACCUUAUUUCAAAUGAACUUUCGAAUUGAAGGCAUCCACAUGCAGCCUUGAUGGGGGAAAUGUCUUGCUUUCUAGUCGAAAUUUCAAGGCAAAACUUAAAUUGAAUUUAUCCGAAUUUUAUCUAGUCUAUUCGCAAGUUCGUCUUGACGUGAACAAUAUUUUUCUUUUCUUCAAUUUUUUCAAUGGUGACUCGUUCCAGGAUGGGAAAUUACGCGUUAAUCCGUUAGUCAUGUGACGAAACUCGGAAGGGGGGAUUCACUUUUUUUGUGCGGAAUCCAGUGCGAGGUGGGAAUGGACGCCCAGCAGUCGACGGGCGCGGGGCCGAGUGCAUCGACGGGCCCGCCGUCGAAAGUGACUCACUGGCACCAGCUCAAAGUCACCGUCGUCAAAGCCAGUCUUCAGCACUCUUCUAUCCUUAAGCCCAACUGUUACGUGGAAAUCACGGUCGACGGAGACAGUGCCAAGAAGACGGAGAUCGUAAGGAACACCUGCGAGCCUCAUUUCGACGAAAAGUUCACCUUGUUGGUUACAGGAUCGUCGUUGAUCACGUUCCAUGUGGUGUCGCAUAGCUUUUGGCGUGAUACAGUGUUGGGAGAAGGGAAGAUCUCGGUGGACUCCAUUAUUAGGAGUGUUGGCGGGCACAUUGACCGUGUCAAGUGUGACCUGACUCUGACACGGGCGCCGAGUCCCAAGGAAACUGCGGAUCCGUCCAGUUCUCCUCGACGAGUCGGACGUUUGGAAGUUGUGCUGGAGGGUCCACCAGAUGGAGUUGCUUUAGUUUCCAAUGGAACCGGCGGGGAAUCGUAUUGCGGAGAACAGCGUUCCUCCGCGUCCGUGUCGCGCAUUUCCAACGGCACCAACGGAACGUCCGAGUCGACGGAGAACGAGACUUCGCGUGGCCCGCAGCUGGGCUGGCGACCAGGUCUACCGCCGGCCUACAUGGCCCGUUCUCCGCGAUCGGAGAACGACUCUUCGGACGCCGGUAAUGCCGCCCCGCCGCCGGGAAUCAAUCCGCACGCGAGAAACAUUCCAGCAGGCGCCGGAGCUAGGCCGAAAAUCCGUCCUGUCCCUCGAGCAGCUGCACCCGCGGUGCCUGCUGCUGGUGGCCCCAAUGGUAGCUUAGUGACGAAUGACGCCAUGAAUGUGACGACGACUUCUGCUGCUGCUGCUGUUGGCUCUACUGUUGUGGACAUUCCGCCUUCGUCGCAAAACCCUACGGAACUGCCAGAGCCGAGCGCAUCUGUUUCGAUCACCGUGGAUGAGCACGGCGGGGAAACAGCAACAACAACGUCGUCGUCAAGUGUGCAACCAGUUGGGGUUUCCCGGGACGGAAACCUAGUGAGCAACAGUAAUGGUUCAGAAAGCCAGAAUGGUGUCGCGGUACCCGCGGACGAACAACACCGCGGGGUUGCCGGGAAUUCGAGUCGGACGCCCAGUUCGUCGACGACCAGCCAACCAGUGCCGCCUCGUCGACAAGGGCCAGCUGGUUCCAGAGUGCCGCCUGCGGGACAACCUCAGCGUGAUAAUGAGCCUCUUCCUCCAGGGUGGGAGAUGCGUUAUGAUCGAUUGGGUCGACGGUAUUACGUGGACCACAACACCAAGAGCACGACGUGGGAGCGACCGGCGCCCUUGCCCCGAGGCUGGGACAUGCGACGAGAUCCCAGAGGUAGGAUCUACUAUGUGGACCACAAUACCAGGACGACUACCUGGCAACGUCCCAACCCGGAAUCUCUGUCCCGCUACCACCAGUGGCAGGGCGAGCGAUCCAUGGUGGUGGAACAGGGCGCUCAACGGUUCUUGUAUCCG
This is a messenger RNA of Notodromas monacha, 2161 nucleotides long. NCBI's taxonomy places the organism in Eukaryota, Metazoa, Arthropoda, Ostracoda, Podocopida, Cyprididae. The record is from the annotation of a GenBank genome assembly.